Messenger RNA from Jaculus jaculus (lesser Egyptian jerboa), 3505 nucleotides. RefSeq names its product ligand dependent nuclear receptor interacting factor 1 (gene Lrif1). Lineage: Eukaryota; Metazoa; Chordata; Mammalia; Rodentia; Dipodidae. The transcript is spliced from 4 exons. The record is from RefSeq and is a predicted model, not a curated record. Gene Ontology annotation, molecular function: nuclear retinoic acid receptor binding. Gene Ontology annotation, biological process: regulation of DNA-templated transcription. Bases 255 to 2558 code for a protein of 767 amino acids.
CGUAGCUCGUGAGGGGAGGGGCCAUCCCGAUUCUCCCCGAGCCUGAGGCCGGCAGGGUGCGGUCGCCGCUCGCGUUCUUCCGGCUCUUCCGGUUUCGGUGCGGCUCAGCCACACUUCCCUCUGACGGCUAGAGCGCCGGCCCUGGGGAGCGCCUCCCGUCAGCCCCUGCACGUCCAGUCAGCACCCCAGCCCCGAGGGCCGCGGCGGCCCCGGCCCCGUCCUCGCGCCCCAACACUGCCCCCUUGCUUCCCCGGAUGAGCGCUGCCUCCCCCGCCCUGGCCCCUAAAAUGUCCCAUAGUCUGCGGAAGGUCUUCCCGACAGCCGCGGAGGAAAACCCGGGCAGCAGCUCGCGCUGUGUUUCAGGCUGCAUGUACCAAGUAGUUCAGACGAUUGGCUCGGAUGGAAAAAAUCUUCUGCAAUUACUUCCAAUUUCUAAUUCUUCUGGAAGUCUUAUUCCAAUAGUUCAAUCUCCAGUCAUGUCUGAUGCUUUAAAAGGGAAUACAGGAAAACCAGUUCAAGUUACUUUUCAAACUCAGAUUUCCAGCUCUUCCACAAGUGCAUCAGUUCAAUUGCCCAUUUUUCAGCCAGCCAGUUCUUCAAACUAUUUUCUUACAAGGACAGUAGACACAACAGAAAAAGGUAGAAUGGCAUCUGUGGGAACUGAAAAUUUUACAUCAUCAGUUUCUAAAGUUAAGAGUCAUGGUGUGAAAAUUGAUGGACUCACCAUGCAAACAUUUGCUGUUCCUCCCUCAACAAAACAUGACUCAUCUUACGUUGUAGUCAAUACCCCAAAUCUUCCAAUGACUCUGAAGUCUCCAAUUUUGCCAUCUAGGCAUCAUUUACAGAUUCCAGCCAAUGCUGAAGUGAAAUCUAUACCUGCAUCAUCCUUGCCUCCUUCAGUUCAGCAAAAGAUACUGGCAACUACAACCACAAGUACUUCAGCAACAGUUGAGGCCUCCCAAAUACCAAGAGUUAUUUAUGUAUCUCCUGUAAAAACAGUGAAAAAUGUAAUUACCAAGAACUUUCAAAAUAUUUACCCAAAACCUGUUAAAGACAUAGCAAAACCAGUGAUAUUAAAUACCACACAAAUUCCAACGAAUGUUGCUGCAGAGACACAAUUAAAAAGUGGUCAGCAUUCUCAAGGUGCUCCAGUGAAAUGGAUUUUUCAAGAAAAUCUACAGCCUUGUAUUCCAUCUCUUGUUCCUGUUAAAUCUUCAAAUAAUGUGGCUUCAAAGAUUUUAAAAAAUUUUGUAGAUAGGAAAAAUUUGGGAGCUAAUAAUGUAAAUACUGCACUGUUGAAUACCAUCACUUCUGGUGGGACACAGUCUAUAAGUAUGCCUAUUAAAGAUAAUGCCUUGGUAAUGUUUAAUGGGAAAGUCUAUCUGUUGGCUAAAAAGGGGACAGAUGUUCUGCCAUCACAAGUUGACCAACAGAAUUCUUUUUCUUCUGAUAUUCCACUAAGAAAAGAUACUUCACAGGUAGUGAGUACAACUCCAGUAACAGAAAUAUCCAGAGAGGUUGUAAAUAUUGUUUUGGCUAAAAGUAAGUCUUUUCAGAUGGAGACAAAUUCCCAGCUUGAUUCCAUGGCUAAUCUAAGUACAGAGACAAAUAAGAAAGAGGAGAAAUCAUCUCUUUUUACCACAAACCCUCAUACUAUGAACCAAUCCACUAACUACUUUAAACAGAGUAAGACUUUAUUUACAAAGCCAGUUUUUCCAGAUGGACUUAGUACAGGACAAAAUGCCCCCAGACAAGGAAAUAUCAUCCAGAGCAUAGAGAAAAUAUGUUCCUCUGUUGACGCAACAGCUGUUACUUCACAACAGUGUGUUUUCAGAGACCAAGAAUUAAAGAUCCAGAAUGAAAUGGCAGCAACAUUAAAAAAAGGUACUCAAGAAAGAAAUGACAAGAAAUAUUCUCAAGGAAGCAGUAAUAAGGCAUCAUAUCUGAAGAGUGAUGCUGAAUUUAAAAAGAUAUUUGAUGUCACGAAAGAAUUGAGAGUGUGCCUUACUCGAAUUCCUGACCAUUUGGGCUCUGGAAAAGGGUUUGAUUCCUUUAGCAGUUCAUUGAAGAGUAGUACUUACAAAGAGGCAGAAUUUGUAGUAAAGGAAGAACAAGAAAAACAGAGUUUUGUUAAGAAAAGAAAAGCAAAAACCAUUAAGAAGAUGGAAUACACAAAGAGGAGAAAAACCAAGAGUGCUGUUAACACAGUCAUAAAUGGGGCAACUAAUGUCAUCAGUUCCCAACACCUUAGUAAUACUUUACCAUCUUCAGAUACAUCACAACAUAACCUAAGCCACAGCAAAAUCAGGGAAGAAAGGAGAACUGAGUUAGAACACUGUUCUCAUGAGAAGCAGGAGAAAGGCACAUUGAGUUCACUUGCAGCUUCUGAACACAGUAAUUCCUUUAAUAAAAACUAUACUGAAGAUAUUUUCCCAGCGACACCACCAGAAUUAGAAGAAACCAUCCGAGAUGAAAAAAUAAGAAGACUUAAGCAGGUACUAAGAGAGAAAGAAGCAGCGCUUGAAGAAAUGCGUAAGAAGAUGCACCAAAAACAAUAAAAUGUAUUUAAAAUUUCAAUGAAAUAACACUGUUUCAUAAAUAGACUGUUGUAUUUAUAUGGAAGUUCUCCCUUUAUCUGUCUGGAACAUAUUCAAGAACACUGGAUGCCUGAACCCAAAGAGAAUACCAAAUCCUGUAUACAGAGCUGGAGAGAUUGCUUAGUGGUCAAAGAUGCUUACUUGCAAAGCCUGAUGCCUGUGGUUCAAUUCCCCAAUAUCCAUAUAAUGCUCGAUGCACAAAGUUGCACAUACAUCUACAGUUGGUUUGAAGUGGCAAGAGGUCCUGGUGUUCCCAUUCUCUCUCUCUCCUCAAAAAAUAAAAAUAAAAAAAAAUCCUGUAUACAACCUUUGUAAUACCGUGGCAGCCAUUCUGAUAACUCUGGUAUAUAGUUAGAUUUGUAACAGGCUGGAGUGUCUGCAGUGUUGAUAUGCUAGAUGAAGCAGUGAUUCGUUUCCUGAGAAAGACAGAAUUCUCCUAUUGGGGUAUUUCUCAAUAAUUUUGGAUAGGAGUUGACAAUGGGUAACUGAAGACACUGCAAAUCUACAGAUUGCAGGAGACUACUGUAAAUUAAUUCUGGACGCAUUCUGAAAAUAGAUUUGGGAAAGAAAACUUUUCAUUCAUUGAUUAUAUAAAGUUUUAUUUAAGGAAUUCAGAAAGGUUGACAAAUGACUUUUGAGUAAUCUACAUGGUUUUUGGAAACAUACUGUUUUUGGAAGAAAAAUUUGUAUUUUUCUAUGAACUGAAAUCCCCAGGUUUGAAUAUGUUUAAUGAGUUUUUGUUACUGUAUCUUUAAAUUACUGAGAUCUAUUCUAAUAAUAAUUAAUUAUUAUGUGCUGUUGAAAUUCUACAAUGCAAAAUGAGAUGUCACCCGUAAGCUUAACUUUACCAUUGAGUUUGUAUGUAUGCUUUCAUGGUCACUUUACCCAUAAAAAUAAUACCUUCUACU